GGAACCCGGAGCCCCCACCGUGCGGGGGAGAAGGCGGGGACGGUCAGGCCGCGCGGGCUCUUUAAGACCGUGUUCGUGCUAACGCCGACCGUGAGUAACCUGGUCCCGGGUCCCGGGAGAAACCUUGAGUUGGCUUGGUCUAAAUAGGAGGAUGAGAGUUCAGCUCUCUAGGCGUGGAAUUUGGGGCUCCUGGAGAGGGCGGUGAGACUAGGCAAGGACGAGUUCCAAAGGGAGGAGAGUCCCCCACCUGGCUUCAGCGCCCACGCGGCUGGUCCUUCAUGAUCUCGAUGCAGAGGCCUCCAUGGCUGUGAUAAGCCUUCUGUUCUUGGCAGUGAUGUAUGUUGUGCACCACCCCUUGAUGGUCAGUGACCGGAUGGACCUGGACACACUAGCCAGAAGUCGGCAGCUGGAGAAGCGGAUGAGCGAGGAGAUGCGCCAGUUAGAGCUAGAGUUUGAACAGAGGAAGCGAGCAGCUGAGGAGAAGCAGAAGGCAGAGAACUUCUGGAGAGGAGACACAUCCAGUGACCAGUUAGUGCUGGGGAAGAAAGACAGGGGGUGGCCGUUCCAGGCGGAUGGCCAGGAGGGGCCGCUGGGCUGGAUGCUGGGAAACCUGUGGAACGCUGGCCUCUUUUGCUUUUUUCUCAUCUUUGAGCUCCUGCGACAGAACAUGCAGCACGAGCCGGCCUUUGAUUCCAGCAGCGAUGAGGAGGAGGAGGAGGAGGUCCGUGGCAUGCCUGUCACCUCCUACAACUGGCUUACCGACUUCCCCCCUAAGGAGGUCCUGGAAUCCUUUCACAAACACCACAUCCAGAACGUCACCCGGGACCUGCCCUGCACCUGCGAGUUCGUGGAGAGCUUUGUGGACGACCUCAUCGAGGCCUGUCGGGUGCUCAGCCGCCGGGAGGCUCACCCACAGUUGGAGGACUGCCUGGGCAUUGGGGCUGCCUUCGAGAAAUGGGGAACCCUCCACGAGACCCAGAAAUUUGACAUCCUGGUGCCCAUUGUUCCCCCCCAGGGCACUAUGUUUGUGCUGGAGAUGAGGGAUCUGGCCCUAGGCCGCCGCUGUGGCUGUGUGCUGGUCGAGUCGGAAUGCGUGUGCAAGCGCGAGAAGCUUCUGGGGGACGUGUUGUGCCUGGUGCACCACCACAGGGACCACUCAGCCCUCCUGGGCAAGUGUAACAGCUCCAUCAAGGCGGCUCUCUGCACCGGCUCCUACCUGGAUGUGUCUAAGACCGUGCAGUGGUUCCGGAACAUGGUGGGCAAUGCCUGGGCCCUCGUGGCCCACAAGUAUGACUUCAAGCUCAGCCUGCCGCCGUCCACCACCUCCUGCAAGCUCAGGCUGGACUACCGCUCAGGCCGCUUUCUCUCAAUCCGCCUGGUCCUGGGUGUGCAACGGGAAGACACCUUGGUCUACCUGGUGAGUCAGGCCCCUGACCAGGAACAGUUCACCAGCGUGGACUGGCCCGAGUCCUUUGCAGCCUGUGAGCACUUGUUCCUAAAGCUGGUCGGGCGUUUUGCUCCCGAGAACACCUGUCACCUCAAGUGCCUCCAGAUCAUUUUGAGUCUCCGGGACCUUCAGAGUUUACCCCAGGGAGCUUCCCACCCCAUCCUCACCUCUUACCACUUCAAAACAGCCCUCAUGCACCUGUUGCUGCAGCUGCCCCUAACAGACUGGCAGCAUGGCAUGCUCUCCCAGCGGCUCCAGGACAUCCUCUGGUUCUUGGGCCGAGGCCUCCAGCGAAGGUCUCUCCAUCAUUUCCUCAUUGGUAACACCUUCCUGCCCCUGACCAUCCCGAUCCCUAAGACAUUUCGAAAUGCUGAGCCCGUCAAUCUCUUCCAACACCUGGUGCUAAACCCCAUGGCACACUCACAGGCAGUGGAAGAGUUCCACAGCCUUCUGACCCAGGUGAAAGCUCUGCCCUGUGCCUCACUGGCUGGGGCACAUUAAUGUACAGGCCAUUAAAAAGGGGGAGAAGGUAUUUCUGA
Molecule: messenger RNA, 1986 nt
Organism: Balaenoptera ricei (Rice's whale)
Lineage: Eukaryota; Metazoa; Chordata; Mammalia; Artiodactyla; Balaenopteridae
Gene: ITPRIPL1
Product: ITPRIP like 1
Exons: 3
Coding region: 302-1948 (548 amino acids)
Cellular component (GO): membrane
Source: RefSeq, a predicted model, not a curated record